AUCCCAAAUCAAUACACUGUCCCAAACAUACUUCUCUCGCCAUGAAUCGAAACACCCUUAUCGACGUCCUCGUCGCUUGUUUCGCCAUCGCCGCCUUGGUCGCACCGCAAGUGACCGCCCAAAACUGCGGAUGCGCCGCGGGCCUCUGCUGCAGCAAGUACGGUUACUGCGGGACCGGCCAAGACUACUGCGGACCGGGCUGCCAAGCCGGCCCCUGCAACCCUGCUGCCACCCCACCUGCCACUAACGCAGUGGUGGUCGGCGACAUAGUCACCGACGCCUUCUUCAACGGGAUCAUCAACCAGGCGGCCGCAAGCUGUGCCGGGAAGAGGUUCUAUUCAAGGCAAGCGUUCCUCGACGCCCUUGGUAGCUUCCCUAAGUUCGGCCAAGUCGGGUCGGUCGACGACUCGAAGCGUGAGAUCGCGGCUUUCUUCGCUCAUGCCACGCAUGAGACUGGAAGUUUUUGUUUUAUCGAAGAGAUAGAUGGGCAAACCGACCCCAAAAAGACCUACUGUGACUCCAGCAAGCCACAGUACCCGUGCAAGCCGGGCAGGAAGUACUUCGGGCGUGGGCCCCUCCAGAUCACAUGGAACUACAACUACGGCCCAGCCGGUCAGAGCCUAGGGUUCGACGGGCUCAACUCACCGGAGACCGUUGCCAACAAUCCGGUCAUCGCCUUCAAGGCCGCCCUUUGGUACUGGAGCACCAACAACAUCCAGUCCAAGCUGUCGGGCCAAGGGUUCGGCGCGACAAUUCGAACCAUUAAUAGCAUCGAGUGCGAUGGAAUGAAACCAGAACUUGUUCGAAACCGGGUCAUGUAUUACACUAAUUACUGUAAGCAAUUUGGGGUUGCACCUGGUGGUAACCUCAACUGUUAAGGGUCUUGUCUAGGACCGGUACUAGUUAAUGUGGGUACAAACUUUUGACAAUAAUGUACCCUAGAAAACAGCCUUUCUCUGCCUGAUAGAGCUCUGGUCGUCGGGAUGAUAAUGACCUUCCUGCACUAGUAAUGUUGGAAAAGACCCUGAAGAUAAAGGGAAUGAUGAAAUAAAGCUCUCUGUUUUUGUUAUGAACAUA
Eucalyptus grandis is the source of this 1077-nucleotide messenger RNA. Its product is annotated as endochitinase EP3. Gene Ontology annotation, molecular function: chitin binding; chitinase activity. NCBI's taxonomy places the organism in Eukaryota, Viridiplantae, Streptophyta, Magnoliopsida, Myrtales, Myrtaceae. The record is from RefSeq and is a predicted model, not a curated record. Bases 42 to 878 code for a protein of 278 amino acids. Gene Ontology annotation, biological process: cell wall macromolecule catabolic process; chitin catabolic process; carbohydrate metabolic process. The transcript is spliced from 2 exons.